CCGAUUAUACAUCGUUUGCUACGCAAGUGGACAGCUGGCGCAUUUGUGUACUUUCCGGAAGCACGCAUUCAUAGGCCGUGGAUAUAAAAACAGUUUGCAGGUUGAAUAAUGUACUAGUAACUGGAGUGAAUAGCCCUGUGCGACGCGAACAAGUAUGCUAAGCACAAUCAGACAUGAUGGAUAAACGUAUAGUGUUGCUAGUGUUGGGGGUGUUGGGAUUGUGCGAGGGUAGAAAGUACGGGGUGUUGUGCAGAGUGAAGGACCCUUUGCUCGCCAAGAACUACAAUGUGCUCAAGGACUGUUUGUAUGAAGUUUAUCCGGUGGAGACGGCGCAGCUUUCGGGCAGUCUGCAUGAUAGCAUUGGUAACCACAAUAGGCUGUUUGCCUUGUACGGGGGAUCAAGUUCGUGUAGUUAUUUCGGAAAUUUGAUCAAAACACAAAAAGGCAAGCAAACGCUAGUGGAUACGAUUAAGAAGCAGUUGCAGAAGAGUGGUUAUCGGGGUCUCGAUUUACAGUGUGAUCCUGCACAGGCACAAGUUUCACAGCAAGACUAUGUUGAUUUCCUGGAUUUCUUGAGAAACCAAAUUGGAGGAGGUUACAUCAUUUCAGUCAGUGUGAAAAACCUGAACGUAGAUCCGAGUAUUGUGAAUACGUUGAAUAAUGCUGUCGACUUCGUUAGUGUGUUACAGGAUGGCAACAUGAAGCAGAUUCAAAACCUUCUAUCAUACGGUUUGGCCAAAAAGAAGGCCGUGGUAGAGAUUCCUCUCCCAGUAGUUCUGAACUGUCCGUUGGAUUCUGGCAUCCACAGCUCUCACUCGAUCAUCAAAAAUGCCGUUCAGGUUAUCCAGAAUCACGACUUGCUCGGUGCUACCGUGCAACUGGACAGAGAUGACACCGCUGGUGUUUGUGGAAAAGGUACCUUCCCACUGUUUCGCCAGCUGAUCGAUCAGCUGGAUACUUGUGGCAAUAUGGUCGGUACCGAAUCGAAGGCGGGAUGUAAUUUCAAUGGAUACGUCCGGGAUCCACGAGACUGUUCCAGUUUCUACACCUGUAACGGCGGAGUGCAAAAUCAGCUUCAGUGCCCACAGGGAAUGUCUUUCGAUGUUUGCAGCGGCAGCUGUCAGCCGUUCCUCCAGGUGAAUUGUAACUCGACUACAUGUACUUUGAUUGGUGCCAUCAACGGAGGAGGUAAUCAAGUUCCAAUUCCAAUUCCGUUCCCGUUCCCCUUCCCUGGUAACUGCAAUGGGUCGAAUGGAAACAAUGGUAAUAACGGCAACAAUGGCAAUAACGGUAACAACAACGGCAAUAAUGGCAACAAUGGUAACAAUGGUAACAACGGUAUGGACGGAAACAACGGUACUGGAAUUAAUAUCAACCGAACUGAGGUUGUUAUUGUUGAUCAGACGUCAGAGUUGUUGAAGCUUUUGAAUGCCACCGAUCUCGAGAACACGGUAGGAGUACUGAAUGACGCCUUGAAGGAUGUGUACCCACCGUUGAAGGAUGUUGUGCAACAAGUUAACAAUUUGCUGUCGAAUCUGUUGCUGGGUAAUCAAGCGAUAAAUGACACAAUGGGCCAGAUGGACGAAAUGCAGAAGAAAUUGGGACUGCUAGAGAGCCUCUUGAGUGUGGUGUUCAAGCUGUUGGAUAAUCUACUUGGGCUCGAUCUAAGUGGAUUACUGGGCGGUGCUGGAGCACCUGCUGGUGAUGCAGCUGGUGCUCUCGGUGGUCUUCUAGGAGGAUAAUUUGAACAGACAGUGCGAGAGUUUUGCUGUGUGUCUUAUUAUUUAAAAUAAAUUAUUUUAUGUCGAAA
Messenger RNA from Toxorhynchites rutilus septentrionalis, 1810 nucleotides. RefSeq lists its product as uncharacterized. NCBI's taxonomy places the organism in Eukaryota, Metazoa, Arthropoda, Insecta, Diptera, Culicidae. Gene Ontology annotation, cellular component: extracellular region. The record is from RefSeq and is a predicted model, not a curated record. Gene Ontology annotation, molecular function: chitin binding. The transcript is spliced from 4 exons. Gene Ontology annotation, biological process: carbohydrate metabolic process. Bases 174 to 1742 code for a protein of 522 amino acids.